AUAUAUUUCAAAGUACCAAAGCUUUGAGGGAGGGAAAGAUUCAGUCCGAUGUAUGUACUUCCCAAGGGUAAUAAUCACAGUCUUGCUUAGGACAACACUAAAUUGGCAACACGUCUAGCCGAUGUUUCUCUUGGAGCUCGUGAAAUAGGCACAUUCUCAAGCAUCACAUUGCCAGGCAAUGAGUUGGCGAUGACACACCUGUUUGCCAAUGCAAUGAUAUUGAAUGAUCCAGCGGUUCUAAAACUGAACUCUACCUUGCUUGUCGGUUUCUAAUUUGAUAUGAACACAUCCUAAUUCAUGGCAUCAUUGAGGAAUGUCUCAUGUUACAAAGAGUGAAGAUAUUUGAUUUAUGAAUCAGUGUUGAUUUCUUUCUUUGUGAAAUCACCUCCAGCCUAAUUGGUAGUCAAUAGUGCACUCACAUCAGAGGAGGAUAAGGAAAAAUCGCUUUGGGAUUGCAUUGAGAACCUUGAAAGAGUCUGACUGCAGAUGGUCUCCAGGGACCAAAACGUCACAGAUGGACAGAGAUCAUUGUAUGCUUGCCAAGUACUUUGGAUGGGAAUAUUAAGUGAGCAUUGAAUCACUCCAGGCUGUACAUCCCUUUGAGAUUUCUUUGUUUGAGCUGGAAUACUUCAACAGAAAAAUGCUUGAAAACCUUCUGAUUGAUGUCUUUGUUGCUGGAAGGUUAUAAGGAUAAACAGAGGUGAGCUAAGAUUGAAUUACCUGCGUAAUUGAUUUGAAGAGGAGAGUUGUGAUCAUUGUAUACAUCGUACCCCCUGGCAUCACUUGUAAGGAAGAACCCUGACAGCGAUCCGAAGCAUAGUGCAUCCUGGGAUUGAAUUUCUUGAUUGACAUCUUUACAUCUUAGAGCCUCUCUUCAAAAGUGAUACAGCCUGACCACAAUGAUGAAUUACCUUCGCCGAAGAUUCUCAGACCCUAAUGCAAUGACCGGCCUUCCUGAUGGCUACUUUCAGAACAUAGGCCGAGAGGAAGUAGUUGAGAAGCGCACUGCCAUCAGCACAUCCAAUAGCCCGACUAUGCCUAGAAGAGACAAUAGCAUGGGGUUCUUGAGUUCUAUUGCACCAAGACAAGAGAAAGGUAACCAGAAGACACUACUAGUGAUUGAUGACCCUCAUACAGACUGGGCCAAGUAUUUCAGAGGGAAACUAAUCCAUGGAGAAUAUGAGAUAAGAGUUGAGCAGUGUGAGUUUUCUGAGUUAAACCUUGCUUCAUACAGCGACGCUGGGGUGACCGUAGACAUGCGAGGAAUCAGACAGGGACAAAGAGUUGUCAGAACAUUUAAGCCUGAUUUUGUCUUGGUACGCCAGCAUGCUCGCAGUAUGGAAGUACAGGAAGAUUGGAGAAACCUUGUGAUUGGAUUUCAGUAUGGUAAUGUGCCAAGUGUUAACUCAUGGCAGGUAGUCUACAACUUCAUGGACAAACCAUGGGUGUUUUCACAGCUGAGUACUCGCCAGGAGAAGCACGGCAAGGAGAAGUUCCCUCUCAUCGACCAAGCUUUCUUUCCUAAUCAUCGGGAAAUGGUAAGUAUACAGGGGAUAAAGAAAGCAAUUUGAAGAUUGAGGGUUUUGGAAUGAUAAAAGUGAUUGGUAAUAAUAGAAUGAACAACCAGCUAGAGGGAGGGUGUGUGUAUGUGAUAGAGAGAGAGAGAGAGAAAGAGAAUGAGACAAAAAGAUAGACAAUAAGUAGGUAAAUGUGAGAGGUAGGGAAAAACUAAACCCAGAAGAGAAUACGUGAAAACAAGAAAGGAGAAAUAGUUUCAUGGAGAAUGGAUUUUCAAGUACUGUAGAACAAAGUGAUGAUUUAUGAAGAGUAUUAAAUCAGCUAACACUUUUUAAAAAUAGUUGUGUUGGUUAGCAGAUCAGUGUUAACAGACAUCAUAAAUUCAUUUUGGAGAGGAUCCCAUGAAACUGUCAGUGUCAACAGAGGGCGAUCUGUAGCAAGCGUGGAUGUUAGCGUUAGAGCUGUGCAUCCGGACAACACGUUCUCCUUGAAACGUAGGCAAAACAGAAGCUAGCCAUCCAUUAUCUUGUUUAAAAAAUUUUCAAUAAUGAGAGGUUGAUGACAAGACCUGAUGCAGGGAUCCAUAGCAUCACGUCACUGUCAUGCCAUGCACCAACUCUGUGGUGCUCACCAAUCAAUGAACGGACGGACAUUGCUUUCCCCUUCACUUGAUGGAAUGAGGUCAGCAUACAGUGCUCUGCUGAUUGGUUAGAUUUCCUAACAAGGUUUCUGAUUGGUCUAAGGAGAUAAGGAAGACUUUUAGUGAUAGAGUUUUCAUUCAAGCCAAGGUCCUGUUUAUAUUUCUUAAGUCUAACUUUUUUUUGAGAUCUGCUCCUUUUCUCUCUCUCCAUGUUCAUGUUAAGGCUUUCUCAAUUCUCAUCCUAUUCAUUUCUUUUUUGUUGUACUGAAUUUUGUUUUAUUACUCCACUCUGUUUAUGUCUAUCUUUCUACAUUUCUAAGGUAUGCUCUAUUUGUGAAAUCUUAUAUCUCAUCUAGUGUAUUGUCUGUCUCUUUACAGUCUUGAUGCUUAAAUUUUCUCAUCUCUUUCUUCUCUCUUUGUUUCUCUUCUUUCUGUCUGCCAAUCUGUCUCUCUUCCAUUCUCUCUUUCCUCUUUCAUUUCAGUCUCUCUUUCUCUUCCUAUCUCCUUUCCUCUCUCUUUCACUUUCUUCUGGUUCAUACCUCCCCUCAUACACGUAUGCCAAUUAACCCCUCCUCCUAUCCAACUUGCAUCCCUUUAUAUAUCUCUGUUAUGUUACCUCCAUUCAUUGCCUCGUGCCAGACCCCAUGCAGUCAGUCAACCAAUGCUUUAUCACCCCGCUCCACUGCAUUCAUUUCCGUUAAACCCCCAACAACAAUUAUUCAUUUAUCCCCAACUGAACAUGUUUGCCUACAUGUUAUUAUAUUUGUAUGAUUAUAUCAUAAUUAAUUUCUUGUAUUAUAUUGAUAAUGCAUAAGAAAUGACUUUUUGUUACCAGUAACAUACAAUUCAUAUGUAUUUGAUUGAUAAAGUUAAAGACUUAAAGUUAAACACUUAAAGUUAAAGUAUGCAAUAUAUGAUGUUCUGAGGGUGCAUGGACCAUCUUACGAGGGAGAUAUGUG
Molecule: messenger RNA, 3117 nt
Organism: Lytechinus variegatus (green sea urchin)
Lineage: Eukaryota; Metazoa; Echinodermata; Echinoidea; Temnopleuroida; Toxopneustidae
Product: synapsin-3-like
Exons: 8
Coding region: 900-1571 (223 amino acids)
Biological process (GO): neurotransmitter secretion
Cellular component (GO): synaptic vesicle
Molecular function (GO): ATP binding
Source: RefSeq, a predicted model, not a curated record